CGCAGUGUCGUCUAUUUAGUUAGUCGUUCGUACCAUUCCUCCGCAGAACGUUAUAUACCUUUCUGCAGUGCAUUUUGAAUUUACAUAUCUUUGACCUUGAUUAUUAAAAAAAGUGUUAAAGUAUAAUAGUAAAUAUAGUAUGAGGUGAAUGACUACAGCGAACUGCUAAAAGGUGUGCUGGUAGACAGAACAACUCGAAAAUCAAAAAUGGCGGAUAUGCAGAACGACUAUCAAAUGGCGAGCAUCGUGGAAACGGAUGAGGUUGUGCAACCCUCAGAUUGGUUCUGCGGCGCUAGGAUCAGUCAUAUUUAUUUGCUUAUAGCUUCAAAGUUCUGGAAGAAACCGAAGCCAGCUCCACCCAUUGUUACAGAAGACGUGUGGGAGAUUUCGUAUGAAAACCUCGUUCUCCGUGAGUACAUAGGCGCGGGGGCAUAUGGUAAUGUGUACUCCGCCUGGUACAAUGGGGAGAUUGUGGCGUUCAAGAUGGUCAACGACAAGAAGGAGCUUGAUAUGAAGUAUCUGCGGGAAAUAAAGCAUAAUAAUAUUGUGCGUUUCCGUGGUGUGUGCACGGAGCCUACAAGGCACGGCAUCGUGAUGGAGUUCUGCCAGUAUGGCUCUCUAUUCAGCUACAUACAUGGCGGCUCCCGCAUCGUCACCACCAAAGUGGUCAAGUGGGCUAUCGAGAUCGCCUCCGCUAUGCAAUACUUGCAUAAGCAAAAGAUCAUCCACCGUGACCUCAAGAGUCCCAACGUCCUCAUAGCGGAUGAGUUAGUGGCCAAGGUGACGGACUUCGGACUGUCCCGUAUGUGGAACGACUCCAGUGUGGUAAUGACUUACACGGGAACCAUCAGCUGGAUGGCUCCUGAGCUCAUACUCAGGAAACGGGCUUCGGACCGCAUCGAUGUGUGGUCCUACGGCGUCGUGCUGUGGGAGCUGCUGACUCAGAAGGUGCCAUAUGACGGCUUGUCGACGUGUGCGGUGACAUUUGGUGUGGGUAGCGAAAAAUUGUCACUCGCGCUGCCGUCCACGUUCCCUGAACAACUCCGGCUGCUUAUCACUCAUUGCUGGUACAGGAACCCGCGCGACAGACCGACGUUCGACAAUAUAGUAGAGACGCUGCCGAUCGCAUUGCGCGAAUUGGGCGAAACGCCCGACGAUCGGUUCAGCAUGCUGCAGAACAGCUGGAUGGAAGAAGUGGAGGAGCAUAAGAGAAACGGCUGGUUAGCUAUAAAUCAACCUCGUUAUGAACUGCCGAAACCACCAAAAAGCUUUAAAAGGCAGAAAAUGAUAAACAGGAUUUUAGAGCGAGAUGCUCAGAAAAUAUACAUGGAGAGCUGCGCAGUUCGACUGCUUCUUGAGCAGCGAGAGGAGGAUAUAGCUAAACGCGAAGAAGCUUUCAACAGGCUAAUCCCGAGGAGUGCGCUGAACAACCGUCGUAGGAGUUUCUCAUCGUCGUCGUCAGAGUGCGUUCCCAGGCACACGUACGUGAAGAUCCGCGACGACACGAACAGGGCGGCCACUGUCACCGAGCUGGCCUCCACCGCGGUUAUGGAUGACGUCAACGGGAACAUGAGUACUGGCGUCUGCCAGGCCAUUGUCAACGACAAAUGCGCCGAGCAGGCUGUUGCAGUCUAAUUAUAUUCUAAUGGUGUCAUUAUUAACGCAAACUUAUUUACUGUAUUGUAAACUUCAAAUCUGUCUUAGCAAUUGGAGUGGUUUUAUCUCUUUUUAAUUUGGAUCAAAACAAGUAGAAAUAGUCGAAAUAGAAAAUUUUAUGAAUAUGGUUCAUGUGGAUGUUGUUAUUACGGUAAAUAUACUUUAAAUAAUAUAUAGACUAAUUAAAUUACAUUUGUGCUAAAGUUUUAAAAUAAAAACCUCUACUACGAAAUAUUAGAAUGUCGAAAAGAAUUUGUUGUAAUAGCCACGUUUUACAUACUUAGCCUUUAUAGUUGAAAAAUGUAGAUGGCGCUAUUCCUCAAAAUAAAUCCGUAUUACAGUACACAGCAAAAUCGAAACACCUGAAGUUUCAAUUUAGCGUCAUCUUUUCGUAGUGAAACAAAAUAUUUGUGACCAAGUGUUAUAGGCUUGGGCAAAAUAGAGGGGCUUGUAGUUUGAGAGAAUUUUAUUAUAUACUUCAUAGCGCCAUCUGAAUGUCAUCGGUAUUUACUGCACAAAAUUAUCUUUCACCUUAACUGUCCGUUUACUGUAGUAAAUUAUAUGUAUUUUCUGAUUUAUGUAUAAGUAGCGAACCGUUACUUAUAUACCUUUAUAUGCUAAGGGUAUAUAAGUAAUAUAUUGAAUUUGCCAUCAAGAGGCUUUUAAACUAUUAACAGACAUGUAGAAUUCCAAUGAGCCAUUUUUAAAGCCACUUACACCCAGCGUUGAGUGCGGUUUCCGCAUCAGCGUUUUCAUUAACUGUAAGCUAUUUGGUAUUUUGGCAUUUUCUAUAGUCUGCUAAUUUCAUUUAUACAUUGUAAGAAUAUAAUUUAGAUAAAUACUUUUUAUUACAUUAUAUAUUUAAGGGAUCAUUUUGUUAUUAUACCUAAGAUUAUAUAUUUUUAGCCAUACUUUGUUAACGACAAAUAAUCGUUUAAGUUUUUCACGACUUUUCUAUAAAGUUUACCAAAAAUUUAGGGCGUAUAUAAAACACUGUUCACCUAUGUGAUAGAUUAAAUGCUAACACGUGACAACCAGUGCUGUUCAGUACCGCAACAUGUGAUCUACAGUCAUCAAUCAAUCAUUCGGAAAGAAAUUUUUCUAAAUAUGUUGAUCAAACAACAUUUUUUACAAUGAGCCCAGUUAGAAGCAAUUGUUAUACAACAUAUAUUCUGUUUAUGAGACAUACAGUUUACAUUUCAUUUUAAUACGAAAUGAGAUUUUAUGCUAUCCAAUAACAACUACAUAUACUAAAUCGAGGCUACUCAGACCAAACCAAAGAGUUUUUGUACUAAAUACAAGUUGGUGCUGAAACUGAUA
Molecule: messenger RNA, 2976 nt
Organism: Achroia grisella
Lineage: Eukaryota; Metazoa; Arthropoda; Insecta; Lepidoptera; Pyralidae
Product: mitogen-activated protein kinase kinase kinase 12-like
Exons: 9
Coding region: 208-1635 (475 amino acids)
Biological process (GO): protein phosphorylation
Molecular function (GO): JUN kinase kinase kinase activity; ATP binding
Source: RefSeq, a predicted model, not a curated record